Molecule: messenger RNA, 1263 nt
Organism: Trichoderma breve
Lineage: Eukaryota; Fungi; Ascomycota; Sordariomycetes; Hypocreales; Hypocreaceae
Product: endoplasmic reticulum vesicle transporter domain-containing protein
Exons: 3
Coding region: 1-1263 (420 amino acids)
Biological process (GO): retrograde vesicle-mediated transport, Golgi to endoplasmic reticulum; endoplasmic reticulum to Golgi vesicle-mediated transport
Cellular component (GO): endoplasmic reticulum membrane; Golgi membrane; COPII-coated ER to Golgi transport vesicle
Source: RefSeq, a predicted model, not a curated record
AUGGCUCCCAAGUCGCGAUUCACAAGGCUCGAUGCCUUUACCAAGACGGUGGACGAGGCGCGGAUCCGAACGACAAGCGGAGGAAUCGUCACAAUUGUGUCGCUGCUAGUCGUCGUGUUUCUCUCGUGGGGAGAAUGGAGCGACUAUCGGCGCAUCGUGGUGCACCCGGAGCUGGUCGUGGAUAAAGGCAGAGGCGAGCGAAUGGACAUCCAUCUCAACAUGACCUUCCCCAACAUGCCAUGCGAAUUGCUGACGCUGGAUGUCAUGGAUGUCUCUGGCGAGCAGCAGCACGGCGUCGCCCACGGAAUCACAAAGUUCCGCCUGAAACCCUCUGCUGAAGGCGGCGCCGAGAUUGAGAGCAACGCUGCUCAGCUGCAUGAAAAGGCUGAACACUUGGAUCCCAACUACUGUGGUGGCUGCUACGGAGCGAAUGCCCCCGCCACCGCCCAGAAGCCUGGCUGCUGCAACACCUGUGACGAGGUUCGAGAAGCGUAUGCGCAAGCCUCGUGGGCCUUUGGAAGGGGUGAGGGCGUGGAGCAGUGCGAGAGAGAGCACUACGCAGAGCGAUUGGACCAGCAGAGGGAAGAGGGCUGCCGCAUUGAGGGUUUGCUGCAGGUCAACAAGGUUGUUGGAAACUUCCACCUUGCUCCUGGCCGAAGCUUUAGCAAUGGCAACAUGCACGUUCACGAUCUGAAGAACUACUGGGACCUCCCUGAGGGCAAGUCGCACGACUUCACCCACAUCAUUCACUCUCUCCGAUUUGGACCCCAGCUUCCGGCCGCUGUCGUUGAGAGAAUGAGCGGAAAGAACACUUGGUCCAACCACCACCUCAAUCCUCUAGAUGCAACCCGCCAGAGUACAAACGACCCCAACUUUAACUACAUGUACUUUGUCAAGAUCGUUCCUACGUCGUAUCUUCCCCUGGGCUGGGAGAAGCGAACUCCUGGCUACGCUGACGGCAGUAUCGAAACACACCAGUAUUCCGUCACUAGCCACAAGCGAAGUCUUAUGGGCGGCGACGACGCGCAGGAAGGCCACCCCGAAAGACUGCACGCAAGGAAUGGUAUCCCCGGUGUCUUUUUCUCCUACGAUAUUUCUCCCAUGAAGGUUAUCAACCGCGAGGAGCGGGCCAAGACGUUCCUCGGCUUCCUGUCUGGACUCUGCGCGAUUGUCGGAGGUACCUUGACUGUUGCCGCUGCUGUUGAUCGUGGAUUGUUCGAGGGUGCGUCCAGGCUGAAGAAGCUCCGGGCCAAGGAUCUAUAA